This is a messenger RNA of Penicillium diatomitis, 921 nucleotides long. RefSeq lists its product as uncharacterized. The transcript has 2 exons. The record is from RefSeq and is a predicted model, not a curated record. Bases 1 to 921 code for a protein of 306 amino acids. Lineage: Eukaryota; Fungi; Ascomycota; Eurotiomycetes; Eurotiales; Aspergillaceae.
AUGGUCCAAAGAAGCAAGGUCUUGGACACGGAGGGUCCAACCCCGAAGUUUCUCUAUGCGAUCAUCAAGCAAGUCAGCUUGAAGGAGAUUGAUUGGAAUCGAGUCGCCGCCGACCUUGAAAUCUCCAACGGUCAUGCUGCUCGCAUGCGAUUCUCUCGGUUCAAAUCCCAAAUGGAUGGUCCCUCGGAGAGAUCAAUCAAGCGUAGAAUGGCAAAAAAGCUGGCCAAAGAUGUCAAUCUCAAACAAGAACAAGUUCCUGUUUUACCGGAGAGCGAGAUCAGAGUGAAAUCUGAGAUGUUAGACUCUGGUGUGUGGUCGAUUCCGAAUAUUAAAAACGAGUUCGACAGCCAGGGUCCUUCUGCGACUUCAGAUACUUUGAACGUCACCAACAUGUCCCAGCCGUCACUCUAUUCAUUCACAAAUGCCAUGCCAGCCAUUCACCAUACGCCAAACUCGGGUCUCCCAGCCUUUGAAGCCCCAAGCCAGUCAUGUGCAGGCGAGCUGCAGCUUGGGUUCCCUCCGAACCACUAUCCCUCGACCUCAACCAACCAAAUGCAUGCAUUGGAAAUCCAGAUGGACUGCUCACCAUAUCCGCCAUUCUCAAUGUCGCAGAACCUUGCUUUGAAUGACAUUCGAACCCAGAUGUCGCAAUGCAAUAACGCGCAGAACCCGGCUUUGAAUGACAUUCGAACUCAGAUGUCGGAAUCCAAUAACGCGCAGAACCCGGCUUUGAAUGACAUUCGAACUCAGCUGUCGGAACUCAACAAUGUCCAGGUCUUGUGCUUGAAAUCGUUACCCCAUGAUUCGUGGGAGGAUGAACUUUCUUAUCGGACCGCACUGGAACUGUGUGGGGUCCACAUCAAACAAGAGCAGGACGAUCGGGUGGAGAUCGUCGAGAUUUCAAGUGAUGCUACUGACUGA